AACGCGCUUUUUAGGUCUGCAUCAGAACGAAACUUUUCUGCUUAAAUGGAUGACUUCUGUUGUUAUAAGAAAUUCGCACAAAAUGCACCGAUCUCAGAUAAACAAGAUAGUUUGUUUCUUGGGCAGUGACAGUGCUUGAAUGCGUCGAAUGCAAACGUAGCAUGCGUGUCGAACGUUUCAUCGUCUGCUCGCAGACGCGCAUAGUGCUGUUCGUACACUUUCGCUAGCGCGAAAUCGACCGACGAAACGCUUCAUAUACGUUCCUACGUUCAAAGCUUGCUGCGUCAUGCAGAACAUUUAUCCCUACGAGCGGACCAGGACCCACUGCCCUGGCCUAUACUGCGGUCGAAUCAGAUUCGACAAUGGUUCCUACAGCGAUUGUGGGGCCUGUCCUCGUGGAUUCCGGGUUUCUCAUGAGAGCAAGCUGUGCUUGCCAUGUAGUGACUUGCCCCAGUUCUACGACUGGCUCUACUUGGGCUUCAUGGCGCUGCUGCUGCUGGUGGUCGAGUGGUACAUCAUUGACAAGACCAUGCGUCGCCGAAGCUUCACUCCCGAGGUGCUCGCACUCCACGCAUGCGCCCUGUUCGAGACGGUGCUGGCGGCGGUGGUGACGCUCCUCACAACGCCCCCCGUGGGUCAGGUGCUGCUCCACACGUGCCGAGUGCAGCGCCUCUCAGACUGGUACACCCUGCUGCACAACCCGACGCCGGGGUACAAGCACACCCUGCGCUGCACCCAGGAGGCCGUCUACCCGCUGUUUUCGAUGAUCUUUGUUUUCUACGGCCUCUGCCUGGCAUCCUUGCUGCUCCUGCGGCCCCUGCUAGUCUACAAGGUCUUCUCUGGUCAGGGAAAGAAGUCAGUCUUCCUGACCAUGUACGCCAUUCCUGCAUUGGGCCUCAUUCAUGCCACUAUGGGCGGGCUGCUGUAUUACGCAUUUCCAUACAUCGUGAUAAUUUUGUCCGUGGUGUCCAUGGCUUCUCACUUUGCAUUCAGGCUUGAUCAGUCCAUGUGUUCUCUGUUCUCACAAACUCUGAAGGAGUUGCGGAACCUGACAAUUCUCAUCGGCCAUUGGUUCCUCCACGCCUACGGAAUCAUCGCCAUUACCCAGUUGCGAGAUCCAGCAUUCCACUGGGCGCUCCUCGCCGUCGUCCCCUUCCCAUCAUUGUUCUACAUCCUGACAUCAAAGUUCACAGAUCCCAGCAAGCUACAUGUGGAGUGACAUGCAGUCCUAGCUUGUGCCAAAGAACAUGCGUAUGUUUUAGCGAGGGCUUUCGGCGUUUCUUUGUUUUUAUGGUACUUGGCACUUUCUCGGUUGCAUGGCCCAUAAGAUGUAGCCUGCUUUGGAUCUAGGCAGCAUUGCCUAUUGAUGAAAUAAUAAUGCCCAUAGACGUGCCCAAGAAGUUUGAGGUCCUAUUUCCUGGACUGUGCACCUACAACAAGGACAUCGUGUGGCAUGUUUCUGUUGUCGCUGGCGACAGUAACGGCGAGCCUUGGGACUGUAAUAAGGUUUAUGUUCAGUGUGUAUUGCCUACAGUGCAAGGACACUGUGGCCCAUUUGUAACUGUCAACCGGUGCGUGUUACAUGCAGUUACACUUCAAUCAAUUUCUAUUAGUGUCAUUGGUCUUUCCCUGUGUUUUGUACUUGGGAUGUACCAUCCUCUGAAAGUGCUCUACAGGCAGCCUAAACAGGUCGUACCACUUUUCUAAAAUGUAAUAUUCGUGGUGAGCAGGCGAUUGCUCAUGGAGAGAAUGAAUGCUGUAAAUAUGCGAUUUGCUUGAUUUUCGUGGCAUGUAAAUAUAUGUAAUAAACUGUCUCAGCGCUCGAA
Dermacentor andersoni is the source of this 1826-nucleotide messenger RNA. RefSeq names its product JNK1/MAPK8-associated membrane protein. Gene Ontology annotation, biological process: response to unfolded protein; ERAD pathway. Gene Ontology annotation, molecular function: ubiquitin protein ligase binding. Gene Ontology annotation, cellular component: membrane. The record is from RefSeq and is a predicted model, not a curated record. NCBI's taxonomy places the organism in Eukaryota, Metazoa, Arthropoda, Arachnida, Ixodida, Ixodidae.